AUGCCAGAGGGACAGUACAAUUAUCAGUUGAGCUUUUGGGAUGAGCACGAAGAGGGUACACGCAUACUGCUGCGGCAUGUUGCGAACGGACUAGAUACAUGUAAAGGCUUGGUUUCGUUUUUUGAAGAGCGAGGAAAGCUCGAAAAGGAUUACUCCAGAAAGCUGGGGGCCAUUGCAAAGCACCUACAAAAGCAUAUAGAAUCAAAUCCGGACCAUGGUUACAUGCGGUCGAGCUUAGAGGAAUGGCGGGCUAUACAUGGGAACUUGGCCGAAAGCCACUCUAAGCAGGCGGUGCAGAUUCAUCGAGAGAACUAUGUAUCGCUGAAGGAAUUCUUAAGUAACUCUCAGGCGAAGUUCAAGAUGAUAGAUGGUAGGAUCAAGCAAUUGAGACACGAUAAGGCUCAGAAGAAACAGAUGUGUGAGGAGGUACAGCAAAAGCUUGAAAAAGCCCGAGUGGAGCUACAGGAAUAUAAACUUAAUCAACAUAACCUUAUAGGUGGCCGUGAAGCCGCCAACAACGAACGCCAGUUGAACAAGUGGCAAUCAAUUUUAGAAGGACUGGAGAGGAAUUAUGAGGUCCUCUCUCAUGAAUACAAACGUGCCAAGAGCCAUUGGCUUAAAGAGUGGUACACACUAAGUAUGGAAUUACAGACUUUAGAGGAAUCUAGAAUCGAAACAAUCAAACUUAAAUUACAAGAAUUCGCUUCCCAUAACAUUGAGACGUCAGUAGAAGAGCAGAUUGCAAUGGAUAAAGUAAACAACUUGCUCGGUACCUUUACCGCCCAACAAGAUAUCGAAUCUUUCUCAUACGCGCACGGAACGGGCAGGAUAAAAACAAAGUCCCUAGAUACCAGCUUGGGCAGUAGUGAUUUGCAUUCGGCACUGGUCAAUAAGCACACUGCGAACAUACGAAGCCUCUCUUCGAAGUUAUCUCGUGGUAAACAACAUCAAAUACAGCAACAACAGCAACAGCAACAGCAACAGCAACAACAAGAUACCCUGGACACAUCACAACCAGCUAUAAGUUCUGCUAAUGAUCCAAGUAUUGUGGCAGGUUUUGGGGAAUACUAUAACCCUUAUGCGGAUGAUGCCUCUCUAGGCAACAUUCCGAUGUCAUCCAUUGAUACGCACCAUAAAGCAACCACUGAGAUCAAAUAUACAGACCAAAAUACUGAUGAUCUUGAAUGGAAUUUCCAAGGCAGUAGUAGCGUAAAGAAGUUUGAUGUAUCGCGUUCCUAUCAGCAACCUCAUAAGGAAAUAGCCAUUCGUCCCGCUCCGAAAGAGCAACUCCGAGAGUCAGACAUUGCUUCGUCGGUGGAUUCUAUGUCUUCGAUAUCCAAUCACACCGAUUAUAAUGACAAAAAGAUGCAUAAAAGUAGUGACUCUAUGUGCACUUCCAUAUCUUCUUAUGCAAGUGCCAUAAGCGAGUCACAGAGACUAGCGAAGUCAUGGAACUCUUAUAAUAGACGUAAAUCCCGUGAGUCUUUCCAUCCAAAUGAGAAUAACAGUUAUAGCAGUAAAGUUCCAAAUUCAAGCCUAUAUUCAGAAAGUCAUGAACAGCAUGAACCAGGUCAUAGAAUGGGAGUAAAUAGGCGUAGGUCUUUAGCUUUGGACCUACGUGGGGCUUUGAAGGCUUUAGAAAACGUCGAAUUCGAAACUAGUACACAGGAGAGGAGUGGAUUUCACGCACAUGAUAUCUCAAACCCGCAAAGGCAUUCCAUGAUGGAGUUCAACCGUUCGGGAGCAAGUGCUACAGAACACCAAAAAUACAACAGUAAAGGCCAAAAAGUCAUUGCAAAUGCUAAGGCAAUAUACGGUUACACGGAACUAAAUGACAACGAUGUUCUUAACUUCAAUGCUGGUGAUCAUUUACUACUAACGGAAAAACUAAAUGCAGAUUGGUACAUCGGAGAAGUAGAAAACGGUAAUGGCCAGCGGGGGCUAGUGCCCAUUAACUAUGUAAAACUGCUCUGA
This is a messenger RNA of Eremothecium sinecaudum, 1974 nucleotides long. RefSeq names its product formin-binding protein HOF1 (gene HOF1). NCBI's taxonomy places the organism in Eukaryota, Fungi, Ascomycota, Saccharomycetes, Saccharomycetales, Saccharomycetaceae. Gene Ontology annotation, molecular function: phospholipid binding; protein binding. The coding region runs from base 1 to 1974 and encodes 657 amino acids. The transcript has a single exon. The record is from RefSeq and is a predicted model, not a curated record. Gene Ontology annotation, biological process: cytoskeleton organization. Gene Ontology annotation, cellular component: mitotic actomyosin contractile ring, proximal layer; plasma membrane; cytoplasmic side of plasma membrane.